Messenger RNA from Dalotia coriaria, 1285 nucleotides. RefSeq names its product retinal homeobox protein Rx-like. Gene Ontology annotation, biological process: regulation of transcription by RNA polymerase II. The record is from RefSeq and is a predicted model, not a curated record. Gene Ontology annotation, molecular function: DNA-binding transcription factor activity, RNA polymerase II-specific; RNA polymerase II transcription regulatory region sequence-specific DNA binding. Bases 288 to 1202 code for a protein of 304 amino acids. The transcript is spliced from 2 exons. Lineage: Eukaryota; Metazoa; Arthropoda; Insecta; Coleoptera; Staphylinidae.
GUAUCUUUCGACGUGCGAGAUUAUUAGAUUAAGCCCGAUUAGUUGAAGAGUGCUUGUGGUGUAAACAUCGCAUUAAUAUUCAUUUACGGCGCGCACGGUACCAAAAUAAAAACAUCUAAUAAGCUAAUUGGUAGUUAAUCGAGUUUCUAAUCGCAUCUGACUUGCGCAUACUGGACUCUAAUUCACAUCAACGAAAUUGAAUUAUUUUUUACGUGCGCCAUUCACGAGUAGUAAAAUUUAAUUUCAAUUUGGUGACACCAACAAAGUUAGCAACAAGUGCAUUAAUUAUGCUCGGAUUUAACAGCGGCGCGCUGCAAUUGACGGGAUUUGAUGAAAGUCUUGCGCUGACGGGAAACUUGGAAAGUCUUAAUAACCCUUCGACGACGAACCUGAACGCGUUGCAUAACGUUGUUAACUUAACAAGCAAUAAUCGAGACUUUACAGUGUGCAGCUUAUUGAAAGCGGAUAGUAAUUCAACGGAAGAUGUUACGCUUGGAAAACAUAAUAAUAAAUAUCUGCAAGAGGAUGAAAUUACUGAGUGUGUCAAAGAUUAUGAUCAACAAGAUUAUAAAAAAACAUUUCACGAUCACAAGAAACCCCGACGCAAUCGAACAACGUUUACGACCGCACAACUAAACGCAUUGGAAAAAAUCUUCGAAAAAACUCAUUAUCCCGAUGCGUUUGUGCGCGAAGACCUCGCGACGAAAGUAAACCUCUCCGAAGCGCGUGUCCAAGUCUGGUUUCAGAACCGACGAGCGAAAUUCCGCCGGAAUGAACGCUCGUCCUCCACAUCAGCUUCAACAUCAUCCUCGGUUAUAACGACGAUAAGCAAUAUUCCGACAAAGGGAAAAGAUUACCAGUUAUCAGUAGGAACGCCUGUUGCUCCCGUUCUGCCUGUCAACCCGAAUGUGAAUGCGGAACUGCAGCAUUACAUGAUGACACCGUGGAAGUUUGCGUAUCAACAUCGUGCUGCACCGGACGACGCGACACAGUUGUAUAACGGUGGGUUGCAGGGACAUUUCCUCAACUGUUGCAAUAUGCCAAACAUGAAUCUAGCAGGAAAUGCGGGUGGUGCCACAACAAGUGGUUUUGCGUACAUGAACAUGAAUGUGAAUCCUCGCUAUCGAUCCGAGUUUCAUCAUCAUGCACAUGGGCACCAUUCUCAUUCACAUGGACAAUUUAAUCAACAGUUGAAUUUAUAGAUUAUGUAUAUUAUUAGUCAAUUUAGCAUGUGCAACAUGUGUUUUAAAUGUUUAGAAAUAAAAAUAAAAAGAUUUUUAAAGUU